AUGGCGCCCAAUCUCUUCCUCUGCGCGCGCACAAUCUUCUGCCCGGUCUACUGGUUCUCAAAGGGCGAUCGGGACAGCACCCUCCAAGAACAACACUGGCAAUCCCCGGUCCCAGGCACCUACAAGUUCCUACCAGGUCGCGGCUGGCAUCUCGUCCACCGGGAUGGACAAGAGAACGAAGAAAAAGUCCCCGCCGCCCUGGUCUACUGCCGCAUCCUCCAUCGAUACAUGUUCGAAACCGAAUUAGACGACCGAUGUCGCUGGUUCGAUGCCCCGCUGCACAAGGGUGGACGUCCGGAAAAGCUGCGCUUCUUCCUCCUCGACGACGGCGUCCACUGGGUCGCUGGCUGGGAUGCCCAUGGCAACUUCAUCCCUGGCCCGUACCCGAAGUGGUGGCUCGAUGAAGAUGGCUACACUAUGCGCCGUGGAGCUUCGCCUCCUACCAGUGCCAAUGUUUCUCGCUGCAGCAGUAUCAUCGGCAAAUUCGACUGA
Messenger RNA from Penicillium olsonii, 492 nucleotides. The record is from the annotation of a GenBank genome assembly. NCBI's taxonomy places the organism in Eukaryota, Fungi, Ascomycota, Eurotiomycetes, Eurotiales, Aspergillaceae.